AUGUAUCGAUUGUACAAUUGGGCGAAGAGUUUGGGUCCAAAGAACUGGAAGAAUGACAAUACGAUUAAACUAAAGCAAACAGACCAUCAGAUGCUUCAAUACUUAUUCACCACAUUUGGGCAAAUGGUUACAUCAUUUGACUGCCAUAACGAGCAUCUAUUACCAUAUCUGACCCAUUGUCCCAAUUUGCCCUAUAUAUGGGAUAUUGGCUUCCGAUCUAUGUUUACCGCCGAAGACAAUCAGUUACUGACAUUCAAUCGUUUAAAUGACAUUCAUUUCAAGAUGAGUGACAAUGACAUCGAUUUCAAUGCCUAUAAAGUGUUUGUCGCUUAUUAUAAAUCUCGUCUCCGAUGUCUUGGAUUCAGUGAAAUGAGUCAAUCGAUUGAAUCGCAAGCAAUGAUCACUCGAUUGUUGACACAAUUGAAUGAAUUUCAAGAAUUAAAACAAUUAUCUCUUGGAUUUGAGAUGUUUGGAGAACCGCUUCAGUAUUCACUUAAUGGUAGUCUUAUGGCAAUUGGCAUAAAGUGUUUGAAACUCAAAGACUUAACGCUAUAUUUUCAAUCAAACGACACGGCAUUGAAUGUCCAGACAAUGAAUGCCAUGAAAUAUAUGCCGCGUUUAANCUUCAAGGACAAGACAACAGCGCCCAAGAAUGUGGUGUUUAUGGGACGGGUUGUGUCCGCUGGCUAUGAGGCGCCGCUCGUCAACGACGACGAGUAUUUGACUGCUCUUAAAGUCGCCGAACUCUGUGGACAACCACUGGAUGUUGUCAUUUGUAAUACAAUGGAUGGGAUGUGCGAUAAGAGUGGCAACAUUUGCAAUGCUUAUCGCGAGACCGAUAAAAAUAAGGCUAAAGAAUCGAAACGAUCGUCAAUUGAUUCCAAUUGCAGUUCUGAGAGAAAUGGUUUCGUUUUGUUGGACACCAAUCAGUCAGACGCUGAGCCUAAGAGUAGGUCCGACUCCGCGACACAAAUUGACGCCAAUUUGGUUGUAAUGACUAAAACACAAAUUGAAAACAUUAAGAAUGAGAUCACAAUCGAUAAUGAGAUCACAAUCGAUGUGACAAAACGCUUGAUUUCAAAGCUCACUGAAUGCCUACAAGAAAUCACUACCGAAAGCAUUAAUGGCUCAGUGAAUGGCAAUUCCACGUCGGGAUCAGAUAUGCGAUCCGAAACGGCUUCACAAGAGCCACCAGUGGAGACCGUGAAAGUGGUUCACGAGGGCAUCAUUUGCGACAAUUGCGAUCUUCAGAUCGAAGGCAUUCGCUAUAAAUGUAUCAAUUGUUUGGAUUUUGAUUUAUGCGAGAAAUGCAAACAAUUGCCGUCAGUUCACGACCGGAACCAUAAGUUUAAUAAAAUCGAGCGAUACAUACGAGGUAUUCCUCAACAGGCGAUUCCACAACACUUGGGAUUUCUAACGCCUUUCCUCUCGUCAGCGACUGUCGAUCCAAACACUCACGACGUUAUCCUCGCAUUGGAUGUCGACUUAAGGAACGGAACCAUUAGUAGCACUAAUCUGUCGAAACCCGUUCCUUCGGCUUCAACUCAGACUCCGACUAAUCAAAGGGACAAUUCUGUGCCCAAUAAACAGGACGAUAAUGAAUGCGACAAUACGUCUACUAUUGCGCAAAGCGGUGAGGAAGAGGCCGGUGCUGUCGGAUCACAAGUCCAUCUCAGGAAAUAUGUCACCGAAAGGAAAGCCAAUAAAAUCGCUAAGAAAUUGGAAAAACUAAAAAUGAAGAGUCAGAUGUAUAACAAUUUGUUGCAAUCAAGUGAUGAUCGUUCGGGCGCUACGGUCUCCGAGAGACUUAAAUCGACUACUCAUAGCGUCCCCGAGUGGCGAAUCCAUGAACACCCGGCCAUUACUUCCAAUAAAAAACUUUAUUUGAGCGGACUUUUGGUGGGCGAUGAGACCAUACCUGAGGGCACACGUAUUCCUCCCAACACUCGUUUCAGGAAGACAUGGAAAGUGCGAAACACUGGCACCAAAGUAUGGACGGGUCGGACAACACUGCGUUUCGUUUGGGGUCAUUCAGAUCUGGAGCCCUUCGGACGCGUCACUGAAGUCCAGGCGCCGACUCUUAGACCCGGCGAAGAGGGAAGAGUUACUAUUCGUUUUACUACUCCCAAUCCGACGACACCCACACGCUAUCAAAGCCAUUGGCGACUUCACCACAGGGGACAGCCUUUCGGACAGCGUCUCGAGUGUAAAGUGGUUGUCGACCCAAUGGCCGAGCCGUUGACACCAUUGGCUCCAAUCCUGUCAAAGGACUCAAAGCCCACUGCGUUGGCUCACCCACUGCUGCCGCCACCGCCGGCCCCCAAAGCCACUCCAAAGUCGAGUCUGAAUCUGAGUCCCAACUACGGCAUCGGUGCGACGAACUGCAACUUUGAGUCAAUCGCCAACAUUCACGCCUCGAUCCUCGAGUCUCAGCGCCAUUUGAGCGAUCGCUUGAAAGCGAUGGCCAGCGCUAAGCAAUCGGCGCUCACUAACAGCAAAGAGAAGACCCAAAAGACUUCAGUGAAGAAACUGACGGAAGCCUUGACUGCUGUGAAAGAAAUACGCUUUGAUUUGGAAGACAGCGAACCGAUUGGCAUGAGAUGUAACGUGAAGUCACACACAGCCACUCCGGCCAACACACCAUUCGAUGUGUCGCCACCCAAGUCUCCCGAACCCAAUUCGGCCGCCAAUGCGUUCACUCAUAUCUCGGCCGCCGAUAAACGAGAAGCAGAGCAACGAAAUGACUCGACAACGGAUACGGCCAACGAAGACAAAGCCGACGAAUCGGACAACGAGUCUCUGGAUGUGUUGAGCCUGAGUUCUGGCGAGAGUUCUGAUGAGUUUGUUUUGGUUCCGUUUCCGAGUUGUUUCGAUCUAAACGUUCCCUUCACUGGUGUUGACAACAAAGCUUUUGAAGACAUUAAAAAUGACGACAAUCUUCUCAAUAAAGAUAACGAUAAAUGCUUUGAAGUAAUCAAUGAUUGCAACGAUAAAGACGACGAAACUCCUGAAUCAGAUGAAGAUAACACACAUUUGGAUGGAAAUACAGAAUUGGCUCGAAGUGUAAAUAUUGAGGACUCGAACGAUGGAAUUGCUUUAGAUUUGACAACUGAUAGACACGCGAGUGGCGAGCAGUUGCUUCAGUCGGAACCGCUCUCCACUGCCGACAGAAGUGGUAAUGAUAUGAAUGGUCCGCAAACAGAGAGCGAACCACAGGUUAGACCAAAAACACUGAACCCAUCGACAAAUCCUUUCCGAAACAACACAAAUGAAACCGAAAAUGUUAUCCACGUAUUGCCGGAAAGUAUAGUUACCGGCGCUCUCUCUGCGGCCGCACACGUAUAUAACAACGUUAGUCGAGCGCUGUUUUCACGAAAUGAGGGCACAAACUUUGCUUGGGUUACAUCUCCCCCACCGGCGGCACUCCCGCUGCCUGACAUGUAUUGGGACAGACGACAGGCCCAACAGCAUCCAUACUAUGAGCCAAUGAGUCCGCCAUCUGUGCACACGAGUGGACCAAAUACGCCGAUUGUUAAUCAUAUGAGUUCACCCGCUGUUUCAUUUAUGACACCUCCACGUAUGCCCGCACCGACUGCUCCGGUGGCUACGCCUGUGAGCCAACCCGAAGAGGCGCCGACACGAAUGGCCGGUGCGUUGAAACAACUCUUCGAAAUGGGUUUUUGGAACCAAAAGCUAAAUCAAGAAUUACUUGAGAAGAACGGUAUGGAUGUGAACGACACGAUUGAAGAGCUGUUGAGCCCGGAGAGGGCCGCCCGUCGGCGCAGCACUGGAGCUAAUGUUGAGCCGCAACCGCCUGUGGUUUCACAUCAGCCCCGAAACAGUAGAAACGGAUUCAUUGAGGAAUUUGAUUGA
Messenger RNA from Medioppia subpectinata, 3873 nucleotides. Lineage: Eukaryota; Metazoa; Arthropoda; Arachnida; Sarcoptiformes; Oppiidae. The record is from the annotation of a GenBank genome assembly.